UUUCCUGUCUCCUCAGAACACGACGUGACGAGUAAAGUGACGAAUAUCAAGUCUCUGGUGAACCUUUUUCUGUCGGAUGAAAUCUCAGGUUCUCUUACCAGCGACAAUCAGAGGAUUUUGGCCGCAGUGGGGAGACUAACAGAUGGAAUCCGCAACCCAAAUGGCACCACUGAUCCAUUGUGCGGUUCAGAAUGGACACACUUUGGCCUAAACUGUUACUACCUCUCCCGCUACGCGAGGCCGUGGAAUUACGCCAAGAAACACUGUGAGGAUAAGAAGAGUCACCUGAUGGUCAUCAACAGCCUGGAGGAGAUGAAUUUUCUAAGCAACAUUUCACAGUCCCAGAGUUUGUGGAUCGGUCUUUCAGUUGAUAAGGGAAUCUGGACGUGGGUGGACGGCACAUCUUAUGAGAGAUCUCCAAAGUUCUGGAGAGAGGGGCAGCCUUUUAGCUGGGAUUACUAUGGAUUUGACCAGGAUAGCUCUGAACAUUUCUUUGAACUUUUCCAACACCACAUUGAAGAAAGGUGUGUUUUUUUGGAAGACGGAGAGGGCUGGAGCUCUUCUUCCUGCUCCGAUAGUUACCAAUACGUCUGUGAGAAGAAGACAUUGUGACCUACAGACUUCUCCUGAUAUCUCCAUCUCCUAAUUAAUCCUUCACCAUACUGCAGUGAUGGAGAAUCUACUAACAAAGCAAAAUGUAUCCUGCUGGGCAUUCUGGGACUUGGACUACCUUGUGAUGAGGGUUCCUCAAAAUGUCUACACCCCAUCUCCAGCUUUCAAUUUAUUAAACAACUAAACUCCA
Messenger RNA from Rana temporaria (common frog), 802 nucleotides. Its product is annotated as C-type lectin domain family 10 member A-like. The record is from RefSeq and is a predicted model, not a curated record. Gene Ontology annotation, molecular function: signaling receptor activity. The coding region runs from base 289 to 612 and encodes 107 amino acids. The transcript is spliced from 5 exons. NCBI's taxonomy places the organism in Eukaryota, Metazoa, Chordata, Amphibia, Anura, Ranidae.